This is a messenger RNA of Acanthosepion pharaonis, 978 nucleotides long. Lineage: Eukaryota; Metazoa; Mollusca; Cephalopoda; Sepiida; Sepiidae. The record is from the annotation of a GenBank genome assembly.
AUGUGGCACUGGGAACGGUCCCAAAAUUCCUCAAGGAACGUUUUGAAACAACAAGAAUCCGAAACUAUAAAUAAAAUAGUACAUUUUUUAUUUAAUACAAAUCCAAAUAUCUAUCUAUCUAUCUAUCUAUCUAUCUAUCUAUCUAUCUAUCUAUCUAUCUAUCUAUCUCUUUUCUCGUCAUCUAUCUAUCGAUCUAUCUAUCUAUCUAUCUAUCUAUCUAUCUAUCUAUCUACCUGUUUGAUCCAUACUGAAUUGCAUUAUUUUGCCAGACACAGUUACUUUUUAUUUUUUAAUCAUUUACCUAUUAAUAUUCUCAUCUAUCUAUCUAUCUAUCUAUCUAUCUAUCUAUUACACACACACAUGGGCGCAUCUCGAUCCAAAACCCCGGGCAUUUCGAUCCCCCCCCCAACUUCUCCAAGCUUCCAUACACUAUUUCUUUCUUUCUUCCUUCGGAGUUUGAACUUGAUUUCGCUUGCUGGCCAAAACAUUGUCAGAGCGCUCUUUCGUAAAGUAACCGUGUUGAACCUUGCUUACAACGAUUCACACGACGCGCGUCGGACUUUCCACAGAUACGAAGACAUGGUCCCAAAGCAAUUUUUAUAUGCACAUCUACGUAACCACUACCCCCACAUAUGCACACUCUUUCAAUCACUAAACCCAAUCUCUCUCGCCCACUUUCCUUUCAUUGUUCUCUUUCCAUUUCUCUAUUUCUAUCUCCUAAUUUUCUUCUCUCUUUCCAUCCCUCCCUUUCUCUCUCUCCGAACUAUUUCCCCAUUCUAUUUUCUUACUUUCCUUUUCUUCGAUUUCUCUAUUUCUCCCUCGUUCUUGCUUAAUUUCAGAGAUUUUCUCUUUCUCUCUUUUCUUUCCAUUUCAUUAUUUCUCUCUAUAUAUCUUGCUUACUUUAUUUUUCCUCUAUUACCCCAUCGAAACAUUUCCCAGAUCUUGCUUUUUCUUAUUCUCUCUGUCCCUUUUUCUUAA